UCAGCGUACCAGUCGGUCCGUCGCCGUCCGUUUAAUGCGCUCCGCGUCGUCGUCCACACACACACGGCCGCCACCGACGUCGUCUCAGAUAACGCGCGCGCGACGACGACGACGACGACGACGACACCGUCGACCGCUAUCGGCGACCGUACGCACAGUGCGGUGCACGCUAUCGCACCGCUCCAUCGCCGUCCGCACGUCAGACGCCAGUCAGCGGCGUGCCGUCGCGUUACGAAUCCGCCACCAGCUCCUCGGCCGCUGUGUCUCGUGUGUCCGCGUAGCGCAUCAUUACCAGUGAGACUUUUGGCGUUUCGUGGCCACCGUUUUCAUUGCUGCCCGCGAUCAUGCGUACGGCGUGAGCAGGAGUUUCUCCACGGUGUCCGCGCGAACCCGCACACAACGGCGACUCGACCAAAGCCGUCGUCGUCACGAUGCCUUGAAUUCUAGUAUGGAAAUCUUCAAGGUGAAUUCCAAACAUAAAGGAAAUAAUUUGACACGUCAAUAUGGAACCAGUUGUGGAAGAAGUAAGAGACAUUACUGUUCGAAAAGUAACACGAUGGUGUUGUUCAACAAUUAUGGUAUUCGGAGGAGUAGUACCAUACAUUCCACAAUAUCGAGAAAUAUACAUCAAACAAGAUGCAGAAGGCUUCUCAAUGUAUGUAUGUCUUGCACUUUUAGUUGCGAACACUUUGAGAAUAUUAUUUUGGUUUGGUAAACGUUAUGAGCUUCCAUUGCUAUUCCAAAGCAUUGUAAUGAAUAUUAUGAUGUUACUUAUGAUACACUUAUGUGUAAAAGUUCGUAAUAAAACACAGUUAAUCAGAGGACCAGACAGAUAUUUUACUGAUUUUGACUGGCAUUACUUUUGGCAAUGGACAGACUUUCAGUCGUACAUAGAUUUUUUAAUCGCUAUGAGUAUUUGUCUUUCCAUCAUAACAUUCAUAUUUCUGCACAAUGUUAUAUUUAUUGAAAUUAUUGGAUUUCUUGCUCUCCUAACUGAAGCCAUGUUGGGUGUUCCUCAAUUAGUCAAAAACUUAAGAAAUCGAUCUACAGAAGGAAUGAGUGUUACAAUGGUAUUACUUUGGACAACUGGAGAUGCAUUUAAGACUUGUUACUUUGUAAGUCGAAAAGCGCCUCUACAAUUCUGGAUGUGUGGCACACUUCAGGUUAUGAUAGAUCUGACAAUACUCGGUCAAGUAGUCUGGUACCGUAAUGAACCACCCUAUAAAAUUCCUCGAAUAGACUGAUCUGUAAAUUGAUUAUCUCGAUAUAAUAUUUUUUAAAUUUUCCAAGCUAAGAUUGUUAUUAUCAUUGUUAGAUCUUCUAAUCUCAUAUUAGACAUUGAUCGUAGGUUGUUAAUGUUUGUUUAUUUAGUGAAUUUUAUUUAUUUAUUUAUUUAUUUAUUUUUACCGUAUCAGUUAGUUGUAUAUUCAUCAAUAUUUUAUUAAACUUUAUAAUAAUGCAUCAACCUCCAUCAAUUGUAUUUACUAUAGACUGUUAAAAAUAAGAAUAUACUAUUAAAAAUAUUGUUUGAAUGAUUUGAUUUUAUGAGAAUUCCACAACCAAUAAUGUGCACAAUUGUAAUUGAAACAAAUAUAUCAUCACAUGUUAUUUUAUAAAUUUUAGGGCAUUUACUUUCAAAAUAGUUUUUGUUAAAUAGACAGAAAUCUGUAUUGUGCCUACACUGAUUAAAUUAGAGACUAGAUCAAUAUAUAUAUUUUGUUAUAUUUAAGGACCAUCACUUGGUCAUAAUAUUGACUUUACUACCUUAUAUCUAUAAAAUAUUAGUUUAUCUAUUUAAUAGUUAUUGUGAAUAAUCUGUUGAUACUUUAUAUUGUUU
Messenger RNA from Rhopalosiphum maidis (corn leaf aphid), 1837 nucleotides. Its product is annotated as PQ-loop repeat-containing protein 1. The transcript has 5 exons. Gene Ontology annotation, biological process: phospholipid translocation; retrograde transport, endosome to Golgi. The coding region runs from base 504 to 1244 and encodes 246 amino acids. The record is from RefSeq and is a predicted model, not a curated record. NCBI's taxonomy places the organism in Eukaryota, Metazoa, Arthropoda, Insecta, Hemiptera, Aphididae. Gene Ontology annotation, cellular component: endosome; trans-Golgi network.